Molecule: messenger RNA, 2494 nt
Organism: Condylura cristata (star-nosed mole)
Lineage: Eukaryota; Metazoa; Chordata; Mammalia; Eulipotyphla; Talpidae
Gene: RBM18
Product: RNA binding motif protein 18
Exons: 6
Coding region: 116-688 (190 amino acids)
Molecular function (GO): RNA binding
Source: RefSeq, a predicted model, not a curated record
GGGCGGCGUUGGGACGGACGUGUCGGGAAGGCCCUGGGACCGCGGAGUCGGGACCUGCUUUGGGGGCAUGAGCGGAGGGGACGACGCCGGAGUCGCGAGUAUUUCAUAGAGAUUGAUGGAAGCAGAAACCAAAACUCUUCCCCUGGAGAACGCGUCCAUCCUUUCAGAGGGCUCCCUACAGGAAGGGCACCGGUUAUGGAUUGGCAAUCUGGACCCCAAAAUCACCGAAUAUCACCUCCUCAAGCUCCUCCAGAAGUUCGGCACAGUGAAGCAAUUUGACUUUCUCUUUCACAAGUCAGGUGCUUUGGAGGGACAACCUCGAGGGUACUGUUUCGUAAACUUUGAAACUAAGCAGGAAGCGGAACAAGCUAUCCAGUGUCUCAAUGGCAAGCUGGCUCUGUCCAAGAAGCUUGUGGUGCGGUGGGCGCAUGCUCAGGUCAAGAGAUACGAUCAUAACAAGAAUGACAAGAUCCUUCCAAUCAGUCUGGAGCCGUCCUCAAGUACUGAGCCCGCUCAGUCCAAUCUAAGCGUCACUGCAAAAAUAAAAGCCAUUGAAGCAAAGCUGAAGAUGAUGGCAGAAAACCCUGAUGCAGCGUAUCCAGCAGCGCCUGUCUACUCCUACUUUAAGCCGCCAGAUAAAAAAAGGACUACUCCUUAUUCCAGAGCCGCUUGGAAGUCUCGAAGAUGAUGGUUAUGAGUUACUGUUGCAGCAAAAGCGAAUUGAUCUUCACACCCAAACCCUCUGCCUUGUACUUUGUAGAUGUGAACGGUACUACCAGCAGCACAAUCACGUGUUAGAGCUUGGCGACAUGACCUUUUUGGAAGUUCUUAUGGGUGUUUCUUCCCUGAAGUGUGUGUGGAGUUGAGCAUCUUCCAGAAUAAAUAGGCUUGUAUCCAAAAUUGUGAUUUGAACACUGGGAUGCUCUAGCUGGCUGGUUUGUUUGGAUUUGUAACUCCAGAAACACUAUACAGUGCCAGAGAGAAAGGCAAACAAAAAAAUGUUAUUAUUUACAUCAGGAAACUAAAUUUAUUAACAUCCGUCUUUUAAAAAAAUAGACCAUUUUUCUGUGCUCAAGUGUCUUUACAACAUAUAAAAAAGAGAGAUGGAGGGAAGUGCAAGAUGAAUCGUGUUUGGAGCUGUUGUUCCAGAAUUUACCAUAGAAAUCCCUCCAAUUGGACUAAAAAAGAGAACGUUCUUGGCAAAUCCAGGCUGGUCCUUUGAGCAAAUGUGGUAAUCUGUUUAAGAAUCAUGCUUAUUGAUUCAAAAUCCCAACUAGGAAAACGUGGUGUGUCUCUCAAACUGUUUGUGUCAAUAAAACUGUAGAAUCAAAAUUAGCAUUUUAUACCACGACAGAAGAUCUAUUUGGAAUCCCAGUUUUCACUUUAUAGUGGUCAUUUUUUAAAAAAAUCUAAAUAAUCUUGCCUUCUAUAAUACCAAAAGUUAUUAAUGUGGGCUUUUAAAACUACUUACUGCAUGAAAUUGUUUUAUAGCAUGAGAAUGUUCUAUUUGGAAUUGUCAUGGCCAAUCUAAAUAGAAAAGCAAAUUUCUUUUGAAAACCUAGAUGUUUGCCACAUCGAUUGCUGUCACACAGACUAUUCUCUAACCAUUGUGUAGGGAUCUGAGUAGAAGCUGAGCUGCGUUGGGCAGUGAGGAGAGGCUCAGAGGGACAGGCGCUGCUCUGGCACCGAGAGUGUGAUGACCUCAUGGCUGAUGUGGGUUUACAAGGACUUUAAGUGACCCUUCAUUCUUAGAAGUACUUCCCCCCAGAUAGAUUUUGCUACUUGGGACAUUCUAAAUGUAACAGUAAAGAGGUAAAACGAGUCAGCAGAUUCGGGAGUUUCUGUGUCAGCACAUUUGGUCACCUUGGUCCGAGGUGCAUGGACUUCCAUUAGGCAGCACUUUGCUGCCCUCCCUGGGCAGUCUCUCCCUUAGCUCAGGGGCCGUCCUUCACCAUCAGACUACCCUCCGCUACCUUUCCUAGUAGAGGAAACUUUCAUCAAAGGAGCUUAAUUUAAGUCUUCCUGUGAGUGUAAGUUUGAGACACUUGAACAAAACCACCGCCUAGUGAGGCUUCAGAAUUUACAGAACCAGGUCAAAGAAAUUCGUACAUCUUUCCCAAGGUAAAUCUUUUUAGAUCUCUUUAGAUAUUCAGUACAUUCUCUUUAGAUCUUAGUGAUGUCUAUAAUAAAAGUAACUCUUCUUCCAUUUGGGGGAUAGUUCAGGGAAGGUGGGAGCAUUAUCUCCCAUUUUUCUGGUGACUUCUUAGAGUAUAGAAUUCACCAUUUUAUCCUUAAGUCCUCAAAGGGUUAUGGUGGAGUAGGGCUUCCUUAAAGCAAAUAGUCUUCUAUUUUUAAUAGGAAUUUAGAAAAUACUUAACUUUGAAUUACAUAGAGUUGUUUCCUUUAGAAACCAGAGCUAUUUAUUUGUAUUUAAAGCAAUGUUUAUUAUUUGUACCAGUUCUUACUCUUCUGUGUGAAUAAAUGCAAGACCGUG